This is a messenger RNA of Vespa velutina, 6282 nucleotides long. It is a transcript of the gene slo, whose product is annotated as calcium-activated potassium channel slowpoke. The record is from RefSeq and is a predicted model, not a curated record. Gene Ontology annotation, cellular component: postsynaptic membrane. The transcript has 30 exons. Gene Ontology annotation, biological process: potassium ion transport; transmembrane transport. NCBI's taxonomy places the organism in Eukaryota, Metazoa, Arthropoda, Insecta, Hymenoptera, Vespidae. The coding region runs from base 685 to 4275 and encodes 1196 amino acids. Gene Ontology annotation, molecular function: large conductance calcium-activated potassium channel activity.
GGUAGCGUGAGAGCGCGAGAAAGAAAGAGAGAGAGAGAGAGAGAGAGAGAGAGAGAGAAGAGGGGUAAGUAGGUAAAGGGCAAAAGAGCGAGGAAAGAGGGGGAGAGAGAGAGAGAGAGAGAGAGAGCGAGUAGUCGUUUCGCGGCCGAGUUGAGGUGGUGGAAAGAGAGAGUGGUGAACGCAGCAGCAGCAGCAGCAGCAGUAGCAGCAGCAGCAGCAGCAGCACGUACGUGGAAGAGGUGGCCGAGAGAAAAGAAGAAGAAGAGGAGCAAGAGAAGGACGAGGAGAAGAAGAAGAAGAAGAAGAGGAGAAGGAGUAGAAGGAGGGGGAGGAGGAAGGAGCUUAUCGAAAGGAGUAAGGAGAAGGAAGGAAGGGAAGCACGAUAGCGCGAAGAGAGAGCGGAAAGGAACUUGUUCUUGACGCUGAUAGAGUCGACUGUGCAGGAAGAGGGGGUGGAGGAGGAAGAGGAAGAGGAAGAGGUGGAGGCGGGAGUGAGAGAGAGAGAAAGAGGAGGCGGUGGAAAAGAAAGGGCAGCAGCGGUGGAAGAGGAAGAAGGCGACGUUGGCUGCCGCGUGGCUUCGAAGGACGACGAAAUUAUGAAGCGUAUAAAGUGCGUGCGAUCGGCCAUCAUAGUAGCUGUUGGCCGGUGAAUGUGUGAUCCGGGGGCAGCAGAGAUCCGCCGGAAUGACGAGCGAAGAGACGCCGACCGAGCAGCCCCCGGUAGAUGACUGCCUAAAGGAGCGAAAAUGGUGGUGCUUCUUGCUGUCGAGCAUCUUCACGUUCCUCGCCGGGCUGCUUAUCGUCCUCCUCUGGCGCGCGUUCGCCUUCCUUUGCUGCCGAAAAGAGCCCGAAUUCGCCCCAAAUGACCCGAAGCAGAAGGAGCAUAAGUCGAACCGCCAUGGGAAGGAGUUCGAGGGAACUUUUAUGACUGAGGCCAAAGAUUGGGCCGGCGAGCUGAUUUCCGGACAGACCACCACUGGACGUAUUCUUGUGGUGCUAGUUUUCAUUCUCAGUAUAGCAUCGCUUAUAAUAUACUUCAUCGAUGCCUCCAGCGAGGAGGUGGAACGUUGCCAGAAAUGGAGCAACAAUUUUACUCAGCAGAUAGACUUAGCUUUCAAUAUAUUUUUUAUGGUCUACUUUUUUAUACGCUUUAUCGCCGCCAGUGACAAGCUGUGGUUCAUGCUGGAGAUGUACUCGUUCGUGGAUUACUUUACGAUACCACCGUCCUUCGUAUCGAUAUAUCUCGAUCGGACGUGGAUCGGACUGAGAUUCCUCCGAGCCCUACGAUUGAUGACGGUCCCUGACAUCCUCCAGUACCUCAACAUUCUAAAGACAUCGAGCUCCAUUCGUCUCGCCCAACUCGUAUCCAUCUUCAUCUCCGUCUGGUUGACCGCUGCUGGCAUCAUUCAUUUGCUUGAAAACUCAGGGGAUCCAUUCGAGUUCACAAACCCACAACAGCUUUCGUACUGGACCUGCGUGUAUUUUCUAAUCGUGACGAUGUCCACGGUAGGAUAUGGCGACGUUUACUGCCAGACGAUCCUCGGCCGCACAUUCCUAGUAUUUUUUCUACUCGUCGGUUUGGCCAUAUUCGCCAGUUGUAUCCCCGAGAUAAUUGACCUGAUCGGGACGCGAAACAAGUAUGGCGGCACUUUGAAGAACGAGCGAGGUCGCAGACAUAUUGUCGUGUGUGGUCAUAUCACCUACGAAUCGGUCUCGCACUUUCUCAAGGACUUCUUACACGAGGAUCGCGAGGACGUCGAUGUAGAAGUUGUCUUCUUGCAUAGGAAGCCACCAGAUCUCGAGCUGGAGGGACUGUUCAAGCGACACUUCACCACCGUGGAGUUCUUUCAGGGGACCAUCAUGAACCCCAUUGACCUACAACGGGUCAAGGUCCACGAAGCGGACGCGUGCUUGGUUUUGGCGAAUAAAUAUUGCCAGGACCCAGACGCCGAGGACGCGGCCAACAUCAUGCGCGUCAUCUCCAUCAAGAACUAUUCGGAUGACAUUCGUGUCAUUAUACAGCUAAUGCAGUAUCACAACAAGGCCUAUUUACUAAACAUUCCAUCAUGGGAUUGGAAGCAGGGCGACGAUGUAAUUUGCUUGGCCGAAUUGAAGCUAGGAUUUAUCGCGCAAUCCUGCCUCGCGCCAGGUUUCAGCACAAUGAUGGCCAAUCUCUUCGCCAUGCGAUCCUUUAAGACGAAAUGGUCGGUUGAUUGGUACCAGUCACCCAAUAUACAGGCUUGGCAGAAUGACUACCUACGUGGAACUGGAAUGGAGAUGUACACCGAGACACUGAGCCCUACCUUCAUUGGAAUGCCUUUUGCGAGAGCCACUGAGUUGUGCUUCACGAAACUGAAACUACUCCUGCUGGCGAUUGAGAUCAAGGGCGAAGGAGGUGUUGACAGUAAGAUCUCGAUCAAUCCACGUGGUGCCAAGAUCGCUGCAAAUACUCAGGGAUUCUUUAUUGCUCAAUCCGCGGACGAAGUCAAGCGGGCGUGGUUCUAUUGCAAAGCAUGCCACGAUGAUAUUAAAGACGAGACACUGAUCAAGAAAUGCAAGUGCAAAAACUUGGGGCAGCAGCAGCGCUCCUGGGGCCGGGACUUAGAUGUGGGGAUGAUGAUGAUGCAGACUGGCAUGGUGAAGGGAAACACUGCCUACAGCAGUUUCUUAGAUGUGGCCACAUUCCGGAAAGGCGUGCGAGCUGUUCAAAUGGUCGGAAGAGCAAGUGAAGACUUCUCGUACCCAAACGACCACCAUCCUCCCCCCACAUUCACUCCGCCAGAACUGCCCAAGAUGGUUCACGUGAGAGGUGAGAUCAAUCGUGAACGAGAAGAUCCGAACGCAAUGAGGAAUCAUCGAAAUUCUGUUGGAAUGGCAAUGAUGAAUUCGACGAAGCAAGUCAACAAAGUGAAACCGAAUGUGAAUCGAGCGACGAAUGACAGUUUGUCGAGUCCCAAUCAGCCUUAUAAUCAGAGAUCGCAAGAAGAAUCCGCAUAUGCUGGCUACCAUCUUGCCUAUGAAGUGAAGAAACUUAUGCCAACGAGUAGAGCCUCGGGUGGCACAAACGUAAACAACAACGGUGGUCUUCAAGUUGGCAUCGCUGAUGAUCAGGCAAAGGAUUUUGACUUUGAAAAAACCGAAAUGAAAUACGACUCAACGGGCAUGUUCCACUGGAGUCCAUCCCGUAAUCUCGAAGACUGUAUAUUAGAUCGUAAUCAGGCGGCUAUGACGGUUCUAAAUGGACACGUUGUUGUUUGCCUGUUUGCCGAUCCCGACUCGCCUCUUAUCGGGUUGAGAAACCUUGUUAUGCCAUUACGAGCUUCCAAUUUCCAUUACCACGAGCUUAAACACGUAGUGAUAGUUGGGUCUGUGGACUACAUCCGCCGCGAAUGGAAAAUGUUGCAGAACCUACCAAAAAUAUCGGUGUUGAACGGUUCACCGUUAAGUAGAGCUGAUCUGCGAGCAGUCAACGUGAAUCUAUGCGACAUGUGUUGCAUCCUGUCGGCAAAAGUGCCUAGCAACGAUGACCCCACCCUCGCCGACAAGGAAGCCAUCCUCGCAUCCCUUAAUAUAAAGGCCAUGACGUUCGACGAUACGAUCGGAGUGUUAAGUCAAGCGAAUAAUGAGCAAGGUAAUUUGACCACAGUUGGCAGCCCGAUCGUACUACAGCGACGAGGAUCCGUUUACGGGGCAAACGUGCCAAUGAUCACAGAACUCGUAAACGACAGCAACGUUCAGUUCCUUGAUCAGGAUGAUGACGAUGACCCAGACACGGAACUCUACCUCACACAACCGUUCGCAUGUGGUACCGCUUUUGCCGUGAGCGUAUUAGAUUCGCUCAUGUCGACGACGUACUUCAAUCAAAACGCGCUAACUCUGAUUCGUUCUCUGAUAACCGGUGGAGCUACGCCUGAAUUGGAAUUAAUUUUGGCAGAAGGUGCCGGUUUAAGAGGGGGUUACAGCACCGCGGACAGUUUAGCCAAUAGAGAUCGAUGUCGAGUUGGUCAAAUUGCAUUGUAUGAUGGGCCAUUGGCCCAGUAUGGCGAAGGAGGCAAGUACGGUGACCUCUUUGUCGCAGCAUUAAAAUCGUAUGGAAUGCUGUGCAUUGGUCUGUACAGGUACAGUUUUGCAUUUUCCGUUUUUGCGUCACGAGAACGAAACAAUGAUCGUUUCGAGAUACUAGUUCAUCGUGCGAUGCUUCGUCAAAGAGAUACGUCAUUACAAAUCCACCGGAUGACUUCACACUUUUGCCCACAGAUCAGGUUUUCGUGCUGAUGCAGUUCGAUCCAGGACUGGAGUACAGGCCCAGCAGAGGUGCCCGUGGCAAAGAUGACGCCUCCUGACUGUUGCUGUGUAGCGCCCUCACCGACGGACCUUACUCCUACAUCUAAUUCACGCGUCGAAGGUCAUCAUGCCGCCCAUCAUUCCUGAACUCAUCCCGUCUUCUUCGUCGUUCGAGAAAGGAGAUGAAAUAUCACGCGUCCAUCAUCGAGCCUACGCGAGCCCCGUCCAUAGAAAAACCAAGCAAGCAAGCAAGUGAACAAAAAAGAAAAACAAAAAAAGAAAGAAAGAAAUUAUAAAAACGUCCGUUCUUCCCGUUUAAGUCAACGUUAUCAGGAUUAUCAGCCAGCCACGCGAAUCCUACCUUUUUUCUCUAUCUCUUCUUUAUCUCGUUCUUUUUCUCAAUUUAUCUAUUUGUCUAUAUCUAUUUUUUAUAUUUCUCUGUCUCUCUCUCUCUCUCUCUCUCUUCCUUUCUCUCUCUCUCUUUCUCUUUCUCUCUCUCUCUCUCUCUCUCUCUCUCUCUCUCUCUCUCUCUCUGUUUUUCUUUUUCUUUUUUAUUUUGUCACAACCUUACAUCCCUUACAGAACUUCCACGUUUCCCUUUUCGAUAAUAUUGCAAGUAUUGUGUAAUAAACGCGUGAUCGUGAAGACAAAAAGAACGGACGAAAGUUUGUAGUACGAAGGAGAGGAUUGAGUGGAUGGAAAAUGGUGGAAGAAUAACGAGUGGAUAGGAAAAUGAAAAUCAAGAUGAAGAGGGGAAGAAAAUAAAAAAAAAAAAAAAAGAAAUUAAAAAUAAAAAGGAAAAACGAAAAAGGAGAAUUGGGAAAUGUUGGUAGUGGCAUGGUGAAACAUGGUCCGAGGGUAGCUACACGUGGUGCUCUCAAGAAUCAAUCAAAGUUGUCCUUUCUACAGCUAUAGGACAAUUAUUAACGCAAGGACUGAUUGGCUUAUCGUGGAGAUAAAAUGUGUGAUCGAGUCACCCCCUCCCCUUGCCCCUUAUACACAUAAGAAAGCUCAAGAGAGGAGCGUAUAUGUAUAAUAAUUUAAGAUGCAGGAAAGCGAACAAACAACAACAACAACAAAAACAACGGGAGAAAAGAGAAGCUACAGAGAAUAGGUGGGAGGAUUGACGUUUCACCGACUCGCGGAGCCUUCCCCGACGUACUGUAAGAUGAUUCCCAGUGAACUAGAAAAAAAAAAAAAAAACAAAACAAAAAAAUAAAAGAGAAAAGAAAAUUACAAAGAAUAACGCGACGAAGCAAUUUAAAAAAGAAGACGAAGUGAAAGAAGCAGAAGAAGAAGAAGAAGAAGAAAUAGAAGAAGAAGAUAAAGAAGAAGAUGAAAAAAGAAAUAAAGAAAACAAAAAACAUAAGGACAGAUAAAAAAUCAACGCCUCCGUGUAAUUCAUUCGGGAUUAUUUAAUUAUCGUAGGAUUAAAGAGACGAGAAACGAGAAUUGUUUUGUUUGUAAGAAAAAGUAUAAAGAGAUGGAAGAGAAAGAAGAAGACGAAAAAAAAAAUGAGAAAAGGAAGGAAAAGAUGGUGCGACGAGGAAGAGUCGAAAGCGAUUCGUCGAGACUAAUUAAAAUAGAAAUUAAUUGUCCUACGUUCGCCUCACCUCUUUCUUUUUCUCUCUCGUUUUCUCUCUCUCUCUUUCUCUCCCUCUCUUUCUCUCUCUCUCUCUCUCUUUCUCUCUUUUUUUCUCUCUCUCUCUCUCUCUCUUUCUCUUUCUCUUUCUCUUUCUCUUUCUCUCCAUUUUUCCCUCUCGUCCCUGCAAACCUGACUCUUUUCAUACCUCGACGUAAGAAAGAAAAAAAAAAAAGAAAAAGAAAAUGGAAACGCAAAACUUGAAGGCGUAAACAAAAGACAAAUAGAAUAAAUAAGCGAAGAGAUAAAAAUAUAGAAACGAUAUUAUUAUUAUAAAAGCAAAAAGACAAAUGAUUUCAAUUGAUAGGAGGUGCAUCGAAGAAGAGGCCAAAUCGAGAAGAGAUAAAGAUAAGAAA